Molecule: messenger RNA, 2580 nt
Organism: Adineta ricciae
Lineage: Eukaryota; Metazoa; Rotifera; Eurotatoria; Adinetida; Adinetidae
Source: the annotation of a GenBank genome assembly
AUGGUAGCGAUCGCCGAUAAAACCAAUUCUAACAGUCAUCAUGGCACUAAUAAACUCAAGGAAGAACAUAAUCCUCAAACAGCAAGAAUUAUACAGUGGUUAGGCGGAGAACGAGCAGUUGAUGUUCCUGCCGAAUUCGACGUCUCGUCACCGACUAAAGAGGAUUUCGUCGAUCAUCACAUAAUUGCCUCCAAGGUGGAAUGUAUUGAAUUACUUCGUCUCAAGCCGCUCAACAAACAAUUAACUGCAACAUUCGAGCGAGGCUCGUUGCUCCGUCGAAGUAGUCGCCGUGGUAGUAGCCAUUUAAGUCGAUCAUCUCCUGACGCACAAACAUCCGACGAAGCUUAUUGUACCUUAUCAACACAUCGUGGUGGUAUUCAAAAAACGAAAAACGCCAACGAUCAUGAUUUAACUCGAACAGAAUCUUCCAGUCGCAGUAGUAGUUUAUCAACAAGUGCACAUCAUUGUGCUUCAUCACCUGUUCUAACCGUAUCUAUCGACGAUAUUUAUACAACAUUAGAUCAAACACAACAGAUCUUAAAUAUGGAAGACGAACAAAUCAAGGAAGAUAUUGGUCGUCUACGUGAAAUUGCUCAACAAGGUUCAUUACAGCAAAGUCUUCAUUUAUUACCUCUUGUUACUCAAGCGACUGGCUGUUCAAUAGAUCUAUUCCAGGAAAUUCUUCUCGAUGGUGAUCAUGGUGAACGAGAUUUUAAAGACUUAAUUGAUCAAUUUCGAGAAUUAAUUGAAAAGAAGUUAACCGAUGCUGAAUUUCAAAUGUUUGAUGGAAAUACCAUUCGCGCUUCAUCUCCAUCUCUAUUUGAUAUGCUCAACGAUCUGAAAACAUGCCUCGGAUUAUUACGUCGAACAGAAAUGCAAAGUUUUUUAAAUACAUUUGAUAAUAUUUUAAAAUUACGUCUCUAUCCACCGGCUCUACCAGAUGCAGAUGAACAAGUAACACAUAACGAUGAAAACAUCGAACUUAAAUUGAAUAAUUCUGAAACAACAGAAGAAUUAUUGAAACUAUCUCAAUAUGCAAUAGACGAGUUAAAAAUUGUGAAAAUCGAAAAGAAUCAUGAACCAUUAGGUUUGACCAUAUCUCGUUCAGAUUCGGGUUCAAUACAUGUCGCUCGAAUUGUUGUUGGUGGUAUUGCAGCAAACACUCAACUUUUUCAAAUCAAUGAUCGAAUCCUUGAAAUCAAUGAUGAACCCAUUACUGGCCGUUCGCUUGAUUACGUGUGUUCUUUAAUGUCGAAUACUACUGGUAUGAUUAAGUUUCUUCUUGCUCCACCACUAUAUUCGGGAUCAAUGCAUAACAAUCAGAUAUCUUAUCAAACAUUUCAUGUUCGUGCUUUGUAUGCAUAUGAUCCAUACAAUGAUCCAUUAUUACCGUGUAAAGAGCUCGGUUUAUUGUUUCAACGUGGUGAUAUCUUACGUGUUGUUGCCCGCGAAGAAAACUUCUUGAAAAAUCACGAAUCAUCGGUGGGUUGGUGGCAAGCAUAUCGUGAAGAUUCAUCUGAAACAGAUACAGACCCAUGUUUGGCAGGUCUCAUUCCAUCCGAUGCUUUACAACAGAAACGUACAGCACUAAUCAAAGCUGUGAGUGACGACACAGAAUCCAUGUGCUCGGGCACGUCAACGUCAAUAUUUUGUCAAAAGAAUCGAAAGAAGAAGAAAAACGAAUUUUGUCUUACUUGUUUACCAAAGAAAGAGAGGAAAAUUCUACAUCCUGCCUAUAACAAUGCCUCAUUUUUACAUGAAAUUGACGAUCAUGAAACACCGACAAUACGAACAUCUAUUAAUCAUUUUUCAUUAACUGACACUCGACAAAUUGGAGAAGAACAACCGUCGACAUCCUCUCAAACAACUGGAACAUUUGCCAAUGACAACAAAGAGAUGACUCUCGAUUCAUCCAUAUUGAAUACAUUCCGCUUCUAUGAACCUGUCUUUCGUCUCGAUCUUUCAACGCAAAAGGUAACACGACCCAUUGUUCUAUUAGGUGCGCCUAAUGUUGGUCGGCAUGAACUACGUCGCCUUCUUCUCCAAACCGAACCUAAUCUCUUCGAUGUUGCCAUUCCACAUACAACACGUGCUCGUCGUCCUCACGAAAUAGCCGAUACUGAUUAUCAUUUCGUGUCCGAAGCUGACUUCCUAGCUCAAGUUGCAAAUCGUUCAUUUGUCGAAUUUGGACAAUAUGACCGAGAUCUCUAUGGUACAUCUAUCGAAGACAUUCGUCGCGUUGUGUCGACGAAGCAAAAGAUUUGUAUAUUAAACUUGAAUCCAGAUGCAAUACGAACUUUCUAUAAAACGGAUCUCUAUCCAUUCAUAAUCUGUAUUGCUGCCCCAUCAUUUGAACGGUUAAAACGUUUAGAUCUUGAUCGUCGCAGUCAUUUAACUGACAAUGAUUAUCGAGAAAUCAUACGACAAAGUCGAUCAAUUGAAAGACAUCAUUACUUAUUAUUUGAUCAUAUUUUAAUCAAUAACGAUCUCGAACGAACAUACACAGAACUACGUGAAUUAAUUAUACGUAUACAACACGAUGAUCAACAGUGGGUGCGAGCAUGCUAUCGACGAUCCUAA